Molecule: messenger RNA, 358 nt
Organism: Loxodonta africana (African savanna elephant)
Lineage: Eukaryota; Metazoa; Chordata; Mammalia; Proboscidea; Elephantidae
Product: prostate and testis expressed protein 14-like
Exons: 3
Coding region: 59-358 (99 amino acids)
Source: RefSeq, a predicted model, not a curated record
GUGAGGCACCUGCAGGCUCUAUUCUGUCUUCUGUUCCUCGUUUUUGUUGGGUUCUGAGAUGGAUAAGCGCCUCCUGCUGCCGAUGCUAGGCCUUUCCUUGCUGUUGGGCUUCCUGCAAGCUCUACAGUGUCACAGGUGUUAUGUCACCGAGGAAGAUGGGAGUUGCCAGACUGAGAGAACCACCUGUGAAGCUAAGAAUGGCAUGGUGUGCUUUCUGGCAAAGCAUUAUAUAGGUAAGAAGUUCCUGUUUGGAUUCCAGGACUGUCGGCACCUGUGCAAGAACGUCACCAGUCCCCGUAUUGCUUUUCGAAUAUCUAUUUCAUGUUGCAAAAAUGAGAGUUUCUGUAACAAGUUUUAG